CCUCAGCCAUGGCCGCUCGGGAGAGAGUUGUUUACUUGUUGAAGCAGCUACAAAGUGCAUCGUAAGUGACAAUCUGCCGGCCGGGGCCACUCGGCUGCUUGGCCAGCGCCGGCUGAACGGAACGGGGCCGCGGGGAAUCGGGAAUCUGGCGGCCCUGAGCCCGGGGUCCGCAUAUCGGCGGCUUGUGGGGUUUGCGCUGUCUCGCCCCGCCGUCCCCGGUGAGGGAGGAGGCAGAGCCGCGCAAGUGACUGGCUGUGCGGGCCUCCGGACUUCACUGGCAUCAAUACAACCGGAUACACCGCAAAUGCAUUUAUAAAACUCUCACUCUCAGAUGUCGAUGUCCUGCUCACUCUCAAACCUACUCACAAGCUCCCGGACAUGCUACAACCAGAGCAACAGACUACGCUUUUGAGAUGGCUUGUUCAAACACCCGAUAUGGAAAAGGGGUGACAGAUGAAAUUGGUAUGGAUCUUCAGAACAUUGGGGCCAGGAAAGUUUGCGUAAUGACAGACAAAAAUUUGGCCAAGCUUCCUCCUGUCAGAGCUGUCCUGGAUUCAUUGGUUAAGAAUGGAGUCAACUUUCAAAUGUUUGACAAGGUCAGAGUGGAGCCAACUGACUUAAGUUUCAUGGAAGCAAUAACAUUUGCAAGACAAGAAGAAUUUGAUGCAUAUGUUGCUGUUGGAGGUGGAUCUGUGAUGGAUACAUGUAAAGUGGCUAACCUCUACAGCUGCAGCCCUGAUGCUGAAUUCUUUGACUAUGUCAAUGCACCAAUAGGAAAGGGACAGCCUGUCACCGUUAACCUCCAUCCUUUGAUAGCAGUUCCCACAACAGCUGGCACUGGAAGUGAGACCACAGGUGUGGCUGUGUUUGAUUAUGAAGCAAUGAAAGUUAAAACAGGCAUUGCCAGCAGGGCUCUGAAGCCAUUACUUGGGAUAGUGGAUCCAUUGCAUACCUUGCACAUGCCUGAUCGUGUGGCAGCUUACAGUGGAUUUGAUGUACUUUGCCAUGCAUUGGAAUCCUACACAGCUCUUCCAUACAGUUUACGAUCACCUUGCCCUCCAAACCCAAUCAAUCGUCCAGCUUAUCAAGGAAGCAACCCUAUCAGUGAUGUAUGGUCCAAACAUGCCCUGAGAAUUGUGGCCAAGUACAUGAAACGUGCUGUCCAAGAUGCUGAUGACCAUGAGGCGAGGUUCAACAUGCACCUUGCAAGUGUUUUUGCUGGGAUUGGAUUUGGAAAUGCUGGUGUUCAUCUUUGCCAUGGAAUGUCCUAUCCAGUGGCCGGAAUGGUGAAAACCUUUAAAGCCAAAGAUUACAAUGUGGAUCAUCCUUUGGUGCCACAUGGCCUUUCUGUUGUUCUGACCGCUCCUGCAGUCUUCACUUUCACAGCCUCCAUGUGUCCUGAACGCCAUUUGGAAGCAGCAGAGAUACUAGGAACUGAUACAAAGACUGUGAAACGUGAAGAUGCAGGAUUAGUUCUGGCUGAUACGCUACGGAAUUUCCUGUUUGAUCUGCGUGUUGAAGAUGGACUGAGUGCAGUUGGUUACACCAAAGAAGAUAUUCCAGCUUUAGUCAAAGGAACACUGCCUCAGGAAAGGGUAACAAAACUGUCACCAAGGCCUCAGACAGAGGAAGACCUGGCAGUCUUAUUUGAGUCCUCUAUGAAACUGUAUUGACCUCCAUACAUAUAGUACAGAACUCAAAACUACAUCAUGAAGAAAACUUACUGAACAUAAAAUAAGGAAGCUACUGCUUGGUAUGCCAGCAUGUCAAAGUGUUACUUAAAUAUGUUACUUUAUAUGUUACUGUGUUUUAAAUAUGUCACUUUAUACGUUAGUUCUGAGUGUCACAAAUUGUUAUGCCAGGUUACAAGGAUGUAAUGGUGGCCCAGCACAGUCCCUGGAUAGUGGAAGGGAAAAUGGGUACGUAUAUAACUGGAGCUGCCUCUGCCAGACUUACUCACCUGCUGGAGUUGAAAAUGACGUACUACGUUGUGUCCAGUUCUGGACAGGACACUUUAAGUCAGGAAACAGGAGAUAUUUAGUAGAACAGGACCUGAAGAUGAGCUACAGUUAUAAUGGAGAGAAUGGAGACAUUAGGAUUGUUCUCCUUACAGCCGAGAAAGCUGACGGUUAACAGAGGUUUUAAAAAUAAUGAGUGGUUUUAAUAGAGUGAAUAAGAUAAAGCUAUUUACACGGGUUCAUAAGUUAGUCACUAACCAGAGAUCACUGAUUCAAGAUUAUUGUCAAAAGAACCAGAGAUAAGAUUUUUUUCCACACGUGAUUUGCAAGGCAUUAUCAGCAAAGGACAAGAGAAGUGUUGUAACUGUAAAAAACAAAUGCUCAUAAAUAAAGAUUUUGUAGGAAGUUGUGCUUGCAGUAUGGCUGUGACUAUGGGAAUAUUUGCAUUGGUGUGAGAUUCAUUGCAUUUCUAAAAUAAACUAAACCUCUUAUUCUAAGACUGAUCUCAUGCUCAGAAUAAACGACAGUGCAUUUGUCUAUAAGAAAAUGUUCUAACAUUAUAUUAAUUAACAGUAGGGAUUCUUUUAAUAUAAGGUGGUCUUAAUUGUGUGACACUUAAUUGUCUUAAUUAAGUGUCAAUACUC
This is a messenger RNA of Pristis pectinata (smalltooth sawfish), 2602 nucleotides long. It is a transcript of the gene adhfe1, whose product is annotated as alcohol dehydrogenase iron containing 1. Bases 414 to 1673 code for a protein of 419 amino acids. Lineage: Eukaryota; Metazoa; Chordata; Chondrichthyes; Rhinopristiformes; Pristidae. Gene Ontology annotation, molecular function: alcohol dehydrogenase (NAD+) activity; metal ion binding. Gene Ontology annotation, cellular component: mitochondrion. The record is from RefSeq and is a predicted model, not a curated record. The transcript is spliced from 14 exons.